Orbicella faveolata is the source of this 1972-nucleotide messenger RNA. Its product is annotated as protein glass-like. The record is from RefSeq and is a predicted model, not a curated record. Lineage: Eukaryota; Metazoa; Cnidaria; Anthozoa; Scleractinia; Merulinidae.
AUGGCUUCAAAUAACAACCCUCUGCCAAGAGCGAUUUUCAGUCCUGUUCCUUGCGGUUCUCUUUGGGGAGGCUCGGAUGUUACUGAAGGUGAAUGUGGUCCUCAACAAAUCUUACACUCAGCAGACAACCAACUGAAUCAAAGUGAAAGCGCAGAUAUCAGUCCUCUCUCUCAAGGGCAACCGCCGGUGUCAGACGACCCUGCAGAUGCCUGGUUCAAUGCAGCGGGGAUCCUCUUGUCCCUUAAACACGCGGCCGCUGAGAGGAGCGCUAGAAUGGGGAACCCAGUGGAAAUCUCGCAGUGGAACCCUUCUACAAGUGAACCUACCAUUGUGCAACCACAGACCACAAAUGUUGAUGCUGCAGCUUUCCUGUCCAAUGCAAUACCUAACCCGGAUGACCCAGAAUGUCCUCAGGAUUUCUAUUCAGGGCCCAUAUUCCAAGAAGAGACAGUCCAAUCCCAAAAUGACAGUUCGGAUGAGCCUGGGACAAAAGCAAACAAGUGCCGCCUUUGUGACAAGGUGUACGCCCGCCCUUCCACCUUACGCACACACAUGCGCACUCACUCAGGAGAGAAGCCAUACCAGUGUCACAUCUGUAUGAAGUCAUUCUCUCAGGAUGCCAAUCUAACAGCCCAUCUGCGAAUCCACUCGGGCGAAAAGCCAUUUAAAUGUUUGGUGUGCGAUCGAAGGUUCGCUCAGUCCUCCUCAGUUACUACGCACAUGCGCACUCACACUGGUGAGCGGCCUUACCGAUGCAAGAUGUGCGCCCGUGGAUUUGCAGACAGCUCCACGCUGACCAAACACUUGCGGACUCACACUGGCGAGAAGCCAUACAAGUGCAAGAUAUGUCAGCUGAAGUUCUCACAGUCGGGGAAUUUGAAUCGACACAUGCGCGUGCACGAACACGGCAGCGCGUGAGAAACUGCGCUACUAAAUUAAGAGUAGAGCCUGGUAACAGACUGUUCAGCUCUUUUAAAAUGAUUCUAAAAUUGCAAUAUUUGUCAUUAUGACAUAAAUUUUGAAGGAAAUAUAUUAUUAUCAUUCAUAAUCAUCAGUGUACGAAAUGCUUGAGAAAUUUUACUUAUUGAUCAUGCAGGAUAACUGAAUCAGCUUCUAAUAAAGAUUUUUUAAUUGUCACUGUUUUGAUUAUAUUAGUUCUUUUGUUAAUUGUUUUGCUGAAUUCACGUUGCUGGAUUGCAGAGGACGGCUACGAAACAUACAAAGAUCUACAAUGCACGUUCAUAGCCAUUCUCCUGCUCAUUAAAUAAACCGUUAGUUUGGUCACGUUCUUGUUGCCGCAGUCGUCGUGGUUUUCGUUAAGUACUCUCUGUUUCAAUCGUUGUAUGACCAGUCGUUUAUUACCUAAGAUUGCAUGACUCUGCAACAGCUUUUUUAAAUAGUUUGUUGUAGAGUUGACUUUUUAGUUCCCUCAUUUGACACGUUUGUUUCUGCGCCUUUAGCAGUGUUAAAGAUCAUUGCUUUUGUAUGGUUAUCGCAAGUUACUAAUAAGAAAUAUUAUCCGUUUCAGGGUCCCUUUCAUUUUCUUUUUGUGGUUUUCUCUCAGGUAAUUAACUUUUCCUUAUUCUAUAUAAGAAGGAAACGUAAAACUAAGUAUGGCAAUAUUAUAUGUAACUAUUAAUCUUGUCACUAGUUUUCUGAUGACUUUUGCCAAACCAAAAAGUAAAAAUAAAGUCACUUAAUUUCUGAGGGAACUAUUCUUCUCCGUCGACGGUGAGUGACGGAAACAUCAAAAUAAUGACUUAUUUACUUACCACUGGCAAGGCAGGUUAAAACCAUCACCUAGAGAAUUUGGACCAAUGACGUAAAACCACUGAACCGUUCUGGGAGACCCCCUUUAAGCCGGGGAGCUUUUUAGUUUGAAUUUCGUACCUUAAUCCGCCGACCUAACAUCUGCAAGAUUUUGAGUUGGUUAAAACAAACUGUAAGUUUUCCAAAAAAAAAAAAAAAAAAA